CUCUGCGCCAGUACAAGUCAGACCGGCAGAGAGGAGGGUGUAGUGCGGUGCUAGUGCGGGUAUAGUGACUGUGAAGCUGUGGCGGUGAUGUGUGGCGGCGGCGGUGUGUGUGGUGCGGCGUUUUGGUGAAGGCAGUGAUGGUGGUGCCUCGCCUGCUGUACCUCCUGCUCUCCUUGGCCACCACAACCUUGCCUGGAGGGGCGGCUAGAACGUGCUAUCACUGCAGGGUACGUGAACACUGCCUGGAUUCAACGGCGAUGCAGUUGAAGAGAUGUGCCCCCAGCGUGAACCAUUGCGUGAAGAAGGUGACCCAUAGCAGAGUUACCGGAGUCGUGGUGACGGAGAGGUACUGUGGCGGACGUGACUUUCUCAACUCGGCCAGGGACAGAGGCUUAGUAGAGGACCGCUGCUACGUGGAGGAGGAGGAAGUGGUGCUGGUGGAAGGAAGGGACAGACGCACCUCCUCCACUGUUUGUUUCUGCUCCACCAACAUGUGCAACGGGGAGUCUUCCGCGAGAACGCCUCCUCCACCACACUUGCUUCUCCUUUUCCUCUUCCUCUUGUUUGUCUUCCGAUCGUCGUGACGCACUGUACGUUGUGACCUGUGAACGAGUAAUUGGUGGUGAUUCCUGCGUCAGACUAGCUGUGAUAAUUCUUUGCUUUGUUGUGUGUAUAAUGUGUGUGCGUGUAUGUGUAACGAGAGAGAGAGAGAGAGAGAGAGAGAGAGAGAGAGAGAGAGAGAGAGAGAGAGAGAGACCCUACCUAAUUCUAUCAUUCCUACAUAACAAUUCAAGGGGCCAAGUUGUACUCUAUUCUAUCAUAUCAGUGGUUGAGAAUUUAUACUUACAGCAACAGCAACAGCAGCGUCUCGUCUCCACAGGCAGGCGGCCACGCACGCAAAGCAGUUACUCUAUGCUGUUACGUAAUCAUCAUGUCUUUCAUUUUUUUUGUAAUUAUUUAUCAAGAAAACAGAUAGAUGAAUAAAAGCUGUUACAUAGA
Messenger RNA from Portunus trituberculatus (swimming crab), 999 nucleotides. RefSeq lists its product as uncharacterized. The record is from RefSeq and is a predicted model, not a curated record. NCBI's taxonomy places the organism in Eukaryota, Metazoa, Arthropoda, Malacostraca, Decapoda, Portunidae. The coding region runs from base 138 to 584 and encodes 148 amino acids. The transcript has 3 exons.